AUGAGUGACUCAGGUGACUGGUGUUUGAUCGAAAGCGAUCCUGGGGUGUUUAAUGAGCUUAUGAAGGGGUUUGGUGUUGAGGGACUUGAAACUAUUGAAAUCUAUGAUCUUAGCGACAUCUCAAGCUUCGAUGAUGCCCUUGGUUUUAUUUUUUUAUUUAAGUGGGAAGGGACCAUUGAACAGUCUGGUCAACCCGUUGAGGGUGAUGCUCUGAAAUCAAUAUUCUUUGCAGAGCAAAUUAUAAGGAAUGCUUGCGCGACCCAAGCAAUUAUUAAUAUUAUCCUUAAUUUACCGACAACACGAUUUAAGCUGGGUGACACCUUAUCUGGAUUUAAGUCGUUUGUUUCUGAAUUCGACAGCAAGAUGAAAGGAACAGCCCUCGCCAAUUGUGACAAAUUACGUACAACUCACAAUAGUUUCAGCAAUCCGCAGGUUUUUGAAAUCGAUAAUAAAGGUGCAACCGGCGGUGAAGAUGCUUAUCAUUUUGUUGGAUACGUCCCAAUUAAUGGUGCGGUUUAUGAAUUAGAUGGUCUUAAACCUUCCCCCAUUCUACAUGGUUCAGUGCCAGAAGGCUCCUCAUGGAUUGACGUUAUAAAGCCCGUCAUUUCAAAAAGAAUGAAUUCCUGCAUCGAUGGGAAAUUCAACCUAAUGGCUAUUGUUCCUGAUCGUCUGCAACUCUACCAGACUCAGUUGGCUGAGAUUUUGUCAGCACCUUCUCCUGACGCCGAAAUGGUCAAACAACUGCAGCGCAACAUUGAAAUUGAGAAAUUGAAGUUUGCUUCUCAGCGUACCGAGAAUAUUCGGCGUCGUCAUAACUACUUACCACUCCUUAUGGAGGUUUUUAAAGUCUUGGCAGAAAACGGGCGCCUCAGUGAAGUUGUACGGAAGGCCAAAGACAAAUCCAAGGAUCUUCGCGAUCGGAAUUUAAUUAAAACAUAA
Molecule: messenger RNA, 939 nt
Organism: Mesocestoides corti
Lineage: Eukaryota; Metazoa; Platyhelminthes; Cestoda; Cyclophyllidea; Mesocestoididae
Source: the annotation of a GenBank genome assembly